This is a messenger RNA of Zootermopsis nevadensis, 4635 nucleotides long. RefSeq names its product extended synaptotagmin-like protein 2 (gene Esyt2). Gene Ontology annotation, biological process: lipid transport. Gene Ontology annotation, molecular function: calcium ion binding; phosphatidylinositol binding; calcium-dependent phospholipid binding. Gene Ontology annotation, cellular component: endoplasmic reticulum membrane. NCBI's taxonomy places the organism in Eukaryota, Metazoa, Arthropoda, Insecta, Blattodea, Termopsidae. The record is from RefSeq and is a predicted model, not a curated record.
GGUGGUUGCCAAACCAUUAACGCAGAGUUGCCUACUGCACGCGAGUCAUCUUUCGUUCCCUUACCUAACUACUGGUGUAUGACUGGUUGUGUUAAAUUUAGUGAACACGUAAUUGAGGUUUCGCUGUCAGGUAUUCCGUCACUUGUAAGGGGUGUGGUAGGUAACGUUAGGUGCCUUUAUCUAUUUUUCUUAUGUGUUUUGUGCGUUAAUUUAUAUAUCAGCAAUGGCAGGUGCGAGUAAAGAAAAAACUGAAUCAAUAAUUCGAAAGAGAAUCGGUGGAACAAGUAUUUUAAGUGUAUUGUAUAGUUUUGCGAAGAAAAUCGGCACAGUUGCAAUGGUGUAUUUAAUUGGGUAUUUCGAGUGGAGUGCUGCAUGGUUAAUUGGUCCUGUGAUACUGUCUGUGAUCCGUGAUGAAUGGAAGAAGGACAAGGAACUGAGAAGAAAUAUUGCCAAAGCAGCAGCAAUGUGUAAUGAAAAAGAAGUCAUACUAGCCCGAGUUGAUGAUUUACCGUCAUGGGUAUUUUUUCCAGACGUAGAAAGAGUAGAAUGGCUUAACAGGAUCCUGCGUCAGGUCUGGCCAAACGUGAAUCAUUAUGCCAAGACAUUAAUCAAAGAAACAAUUGAACCAAAUGUGCGCGUCAGUCUGGAAGCAUAUAAACUCUAUGGAUUUCGAUUUGAAAGGGUGAUCCUUGGCAGUAUUCCUCUAAGAAUUGGAGGUGUCAAAGUAUAUGACCGCAAUGUGUCACGCAAUGAGAUCAUCUUGGACAUGGAUGUCUUCUAUGCUGGUGAUUGUGAUAUAUCUUUCACAAUUGGAGGCAUCAAGGGAGGCAUCAAAGAUUUCCAGAUUCAUGGAAUGAUGCGUGUGGUAAUGAAACCUCUUAUCACAUCAAUGCCAUUGGUGGGUGGCCUUCAAGUGUUUUUCCUCAACAAUCCAACUAUUGACUUCAAUUUGGUUGGCAUGGCAGAUCUUUUGGAUAUGCCAGGUCUAAGUGACAUUCUGCGCCGUAUCAUUGUGGAACAGGUAGCUAACAUGAUGGUGCUGCCCAAUAAGUUACCCAUUAGACUAAGUGAUGAAGUUCCUGCAACAGUUCUAAAGGUGCCACAACCAGAGGGUGUGUUACGUGUACAUGUUGUGGAAGCAAAGCAGCUGAUGAAAAUGGACAUUGGUGUUCUGCGUAAGGGCAAAUCUGAUCCAUAUGCUAUCAUCUCAGUGGGAGCCCAGCAGUUCCGUACCAAGACAAUUGACAAUACUGUGAAUCCAAAAUGGGACUUCUGGUGUGAGGCGGUGAUAUCUUCUCACAAAGGUCAAGGGGUGACCUUAGAAGUGUGGGACUGGGACCCAGGCUUUCCCGGCGUACAAAACGACGAUUAUCUUGGAAGAGCAACUGUGGAUGUGAGUGGUGUAGCCAAGAAAGGACAAGUUGAUUUGUGGAUGACAUUGGAAGGCGUUAAAAGUGGUAUGGUCCACUUGCGUAUGACUUGGCUGACUCUCAGCUCAUCUUUUGAGGAUCUUAAAGCAGCAAUAGCCGAGACACAGCUGUUGCGGCUUACUAAUAUGAGCACAGCAUUGCUAAUGGUGUUUAUUGAUUCAGCAAAAAAUUUGCCUAAUGCCCGUCCAUUAAAGAAGCCUGAUCCAUAUGCUCAGCUAACUGUAGGGAAGCAGCAAGAGACAACCACUGUUCUUUUUCGGACUGAAGAUCCUGUGUGGGAACAAGGUUUUACAUUCCUAGUGAACAACCCAGACUCAGACACUUUGCGUAUAAAGGUAAUUGAUCAGAAGACUACACGGGAAAUUGGCUACUUUGUGUAUGAUCUGAUAUCCCUUGUUGACAAACCAGACUUACAAGUGGUUAGUCAGCCAUAUCGCCUUAUAACAUCUGGGCCAGACAGUAAGAUCAAUCUGUCUCUGCAAAUGAGGAUACUGAAAUUUGAAGGAUCAAAAGAAGGGGUCACUGAGGAUGAUGAUGAAGUUGAAGAAGGAGACAGUCUGUUGAAAACACAGGAGGAGUCACCACUGGUACAAGGAGACUCAGUCAAGAAGCCUGAUUCACCCUUAAGUACAAGAGAGAAAGAAGCACCUUCAGAACCAGGCUCUCCUGUGAGAAUCUCAAAGCAAGAAUCGAAGGACUCAUUACAGAGUGCCCCAUCCAUUUCAUAUCAGCAGCCAGCUGAGGAUUUGAUGACAUUGUCUAAGGCACCCCCAGGUGUAGAUAGUCCCCCCACUGGAGAUCUUAGAAACCGUACACCAAGCAGUACAUCGUCAACAGGUGAAGCAGGUUUGGGUCGCAUUCAGCUGACACUUCGCUACAGUGUUCAACGCCAGAGGCUUGUUGUGGUAGUGCACAAAGUUGCUAACCUGCCUUUGAGGGACCCGACAAAUAUACCAGAUCCCUAUGUGAAGCUAUAUCUUUUGCCUGAAAGGGCAAAGGACUCUAAACGCAAGACAGAGACAAUGAAAGACAACUGUAAUCCAGUAUAUGAUGAAACAUUUGAGUAUAUCCUGUCUCAAGGGGAGCUGAACUCUCGGCAAUUGGAAGUGUCUGUUGUUACUCGUAAAGGAUGGUUCUCAUCGCAGAGUCCUGUCAUGGGUCAGGUGGUUGUGAACCUGGGAGAACAGGACCUGUCAAAGGCUAUCACAUCCUGGUUUGACUUACAGCCUGAGAGUCCCAAGGAUGUAUAAACUUCACUGACUCAAUUUACUCGUCUUGUGCUUGCACAUUGUGUAGACUAUGUUCUUCCUUGCAUUUUAUUUUCCUGCCAUUUGUGCAGGGAUCUCUCUUGUUUGUAUUUGAUGCAUUUUGAUGUCUUUAUAAGUCAAUUGAUGGCUAGAAGUGCAAGCCCAAUUACAGAAGGAAAUAAAAUAUUCAGCUAUUUGCAUGAGUGCUUUCCAUAGGUGCAGCUUAAAAAAAGUUAAAGGCAGCAAGACAUGGAUAUAAUUAAUUUAUAUUAUUUUGUUGGCAGCACAGUUUGUGAUUGAAUUAGGUUAAUCAAAAAAUAAUAUGAUUUCAGUCCUGCAGACUACUGCAUUGUACUUCCGAAAUAUGUUUACUAGUAUUCUAAAUUGUUAAUCAGAGGCUCAUAUGUUUUGCAUACUAAACUUACAUUUCUAUCAGAGUUAAAGUAUUUGUAAUGUUAAAAUAAUUUGGAUAUGUAUAUUGUGUAUCAUAGGAAAAAAGUUCUGUUUGAAAUAAUUAUAGUACCAUGUUAAAUGAUUCUGUAAAAGUUUUGCAUUUUUUGUGCUGUGGGAAAGUUUUUAUAUUUUUAGAAAAUUAGGUGUGAACGUUACUACCUAGAAUUUCAGUGAUUUAGUGGUUACCUCCAAAGAAGUCCUUACUUCAGAAGAAAAAUAGCUGCAUAUUGUUGUGAAAGAUUGUAUAUUUAAUUGGUGAUAGUAAUAGCAUUUCUAUGGAGAAUAUUUUUAUGUGUAUAAAAAUAAUUGGAAGAGUGCAAAUGUUUUAUAUUAUUUCUUUUCCUGUUUUUCUUUCUUUCAUUGUAUAUCUGUACUAGUUGCAGAAAGACCUAUGUAAUUGUCUGACAUAAGAGAAUUAAGAAAACCAUUUCCGAAAUUUGACCGAGUUAAAGGAGUAGCCAGGGCUUUCUUCUACUCCAUGAUUUACUCUGUGAUUUUGUAAACCAUGUUUGCUAUUUUUUUAAUUGUACUAUGACAGCAAAUUGCAUUUAACACAUGUCCCUUUAUGCUGAAAGUUUAAAGAUUUGUUAUAAAUAAGAUUUUGGUAUGAAGUGAUGUUUAUUAUGGGAUACAUUGAAACAAAAGUCCUUGCUUGUUGUUGUAACAUAAAUUAUUUGUUGUUAUGAACAGUUUAAAGGUGACUGAGGCCAUUAAAUGUAAAUGAAUCAGCGUAUACAUGUUAAUAUAAUUGGCACUCUUUCAAGAUUUCAGUUGUAUACAAUGUCAGUGGUUUUUGAAAUUUACAGAAUUCAUGAGUGUUCCUGAAGUUCUGCCACUAAAUUGUAUUUUGAAGUUGUGUCACUUUGUAACUCAGCUAAUGCAAGAUUUUGUAGUGAUAUUGGACCUGCUCUGACCAGAUUUUCUAUUGAACCAUGUAACCUUGCUUUCAAGCAUGAGAUUGAAAAUUUGCACUUUGUAUGUUUAAUUUAUAACAUUAUCAUUUGUAUUGAAAUAUUUUAAAAAAUGAUCUGUGCUGUUAUUAAAUGGAUUCUCAUAUACACAACAAAACAAGUAAUUAAUUUAUCUUUUUAAUUUGUAUUAUUAACACAAAUAUUUUAUGCUCUUUUAAAUCUGUUUUUCAAUAUACCUGCCAUAUUGAAGAAUACUGAUCAGUAGAGGUUACCAAUGAAAACAUGGUCACAGUGGAAGUAUGAACUUUUGUACAUGGUGAAAUUAUGUUUCUGAAUUCAAUUAGAAGCUGCACAUCCUAACUGAUUUAUAUUUCAUGCUUUUCAUGCAGAUAAUCUUUUGUAGAAGGUACAUGAUAAACAUCUGUAAGAAUAGUGACUGAUUUUAUGCAUUGCUUUUCACACAUUAAUGUAAUACUUUUAUUAAUAUUUAAUGUGUAAUUACUGGUGGGUAUAAUAAUUAACAGUUCUGCAAAAUACGGUUAUUGUAUAACAUUUUAGAAUGACAUGAAUAAAUUCUGAAUGUUGCAUGAAGGA